This is a messenger RNA of Solanum dulcamara, 1355 nucleotides long. RefSeq lists its product as uncharacterized. The record is from RefSeq and is a predicted model, not a curated record. The transcript is spliced from 4 exons. NCBI's taxonomy places the organism in Eukaryota, Viridiplantae, Streptophyta, Magnoliopsida, Solanales, Solanaceae. Bases 145 to 1023 code for a protein of 292 amino acids.
UUCUCCAAUUUACCCAAAAUCCUCCAUAGCCAAUAGCUUCACACAACAAAGGUUAAAAGAGAAAAACGAUUUUUUUUUUCUUUAUCAAUUUAGAGGAACAGGUUCUUUCAAUUGAGAAGGAUCUAUUUGGUUAAAUAUAAAAUUAUGCCAUCAGGUUCCAGAAAACGAAAAGCUGCAAAGAAAAAGAAGAAUUUGGGAGGAAAUAAUAUUAAUAAUAAUAAUAAUGUUUCACAAGUAUCAAGUUCUGCUAUUGCUGUUAAUUCUCUCUCUCAUGGUAAGGAAGAUUUGAUACAUGGUGGUAAAAAAAAGACCGAUGGCGGGGAGGGUAGUUACUUUGCUUCUCAAGAUCACCAGUUCAAUGAUAGAGAGGGAACUAGGGAGAAGCAAUUGGAAAUUUCACUUAGUGAGUCGUCAAUUGAUAAGAAAAAACCAAAUGCAUUGGAAAAAGGAAGAAAUGAAGCGAAUAAAGUAGCAAUAGAAAGGGUAGGUACCGUUCAGGUCGAACAAGAAUUGAAGCAUGAGAGUGAAUCUAUGAGAAAUGACAUUAACAUUGGGCGUGUUGAAACCCCGAGAUUCCCUCAUGAAGGAGGCUUACGAAGGAGGUCAAGUAGUAGAAGCAAACCUGCUAUGUCUGAGAACAUAGUUCAGGUGGCCACAAGCGCUUCAGCUAUUGAUAAUGUGGCCUUUGGAUCAUUGGAAAAGGAAAAUGAGAAGAGAGAAUUGGGCGUUAUGGAUGAGAAAACCAGAGUAUCAGAAGUUAUUGUGGAUACGGGAUUAGAGAAAAGGGACGAUAAAGCUGUAGAAACUCCAAAUGCAAAGCCCUCUGUGGCUGUAAAAGAUGAUGACAAACUAGAGACUUCGGACGAUGCACCAGCAGUUGAUGCUGGUGUUCAUGCAGACGACAUCAAAAGUUCUCCCCCUGACCAUCAGUCACUAGUAGCUUUGGGUCCACGACCAGUGCAAACAACUUCCUGGAAGAGUUGCUGUGGUUUGUUUGAGGUGUUUGCAGGAUCGAAUAAAUAACUUCAGGUUUGAGAUGCAUUACGAUUCCAAGCAAAACGUUCUUCGUGAUUCAGAGGAGAGUCAUGUGAAGGUUGAGUGAUACAAUCCAUGUUUCUGUUAUCCUUGUUUUACGAUAAGCAGCUCGACACUCCUCCAUUGUUUGUUAGUACUGCUUUUCGUGCUUUCAAUUGGCGCGAUGUAUCCGGUUUAGAGAGAGAGAGAGAGUUGUUUCUUUAGUUGCCUGGGAAACUUGAAGUGAUAAUUUUUUGGUGGUUGAUAGUUUUAACCAGCACAUAUAUAUACUUGUGAUAAAUCUUUGGUUUAGCUGAACAUAUGCUUCCCAAUCUAUAUUA